CACUUUCAGAAAAGAAAGAAAAAAAAAAAAAAAAAAAAGUUGAAAAUGUACUAAAAAUCUCUACAUAAAUAAGUAUUCAUUAACCAAGAAGAUAAAUCCUUUGAAAUUGAAGGUAGGUGAUGGAGUUCAGAUAACCAAGAAGACGUUUUGUCUCCUGAGAUGCAAGCUGAAAAUUGGGGAUGAUAUGAAGGAGCAUAGUGUAAUGCUUUAUGCUAUUCCAAGACUCCAAUCAUUUAUAAAGUGUUUGUGUUAAAAUGUACUUUAGGGCUUGGAAUACUGCUAUAGGUGACAUGGGAUAUGCUCUGAGUAGAUUGGAGAUUGACCCUGACUUUUCAGACAGCGAGUCAUCUCCUGUUGGAGAUGAUAAUGACACUCCUCGACCUUCAUCAGAGAAUGAUUUGGAGCAUGAAGUUGCUCAGCUUACAAAGCUGAGAUCAGCACCCCAUAAAAGGUUGAAACAAGUUCAUCCACGGAGGCCAGAGUUUCCAGUUUCUCCAGUGAAGAUGUUAGCUGGUAGGGAAGGGAAUUAUUCUGGUAGAGGGAGGUUCACUGCAGCCGAUCGCUGUCAUCUUCUAAAUAAAUACUUGCCUGUUAAAGGUCCUUCUAUAGUUGACCAGUUGACCACUCGGGCUUAUGUCUCACAGUUUUCAGAUGAUGGUUCCCUUUUUGUUGCUGCAUUUCAGGGAAGCCACAUUAAAAUAUAUAAUGCUGAAAAGGGGUGGAAACUUCAGAAGAAUGUUCAUGCCAAAAGCUUGCGGUGGACGAUUACUGAUACAUCUCUUUCACCAGACAAGCGUUUCCUGGUUUAUGCCACUAUGUCUCCUAUUGUCAACAUAGUUAAUAUUGGAUCUGCUGCAACAGAGUCUCAUGCGAACAUCACGGAGAUCCAUGAAGCGCUAGAAUUUUCUGGUGAUGAUGAAGGGGGAUAUUCGUUUGGAAUUUUUUCAGUGAAGUUUUCUAAUGAUGGAAGAGAACUUGUAGCUGGAAGCAGUGAUGAUUCAAUCUAUGUUUAUGAUGUUGAAGCAAACAGACUUUCCCUUCGAAUUCAAGCACAUACGUCGGAUGUAAACAGCGUGUGCUUUGCUGAUGAAGCCAGCCAUCUAAUAUAUUCUGGGAGUGACGAUAAUCUGUGUAAGGUUUGGGACAGAAGAUGCUUCAGAUCAAAAGGAAAACCUGCUGGAAUCCUGAUGGGGCAUCUAGAAGGAAUUACAUUUCUUGACAGUCGUGGAGAUGGUCGUUAUUUCAUUUCAAAUGGAAAGGAUCAGACUAUCAAGCUUUGGGAUAUCAGAAAAAUGUCUUCUAAUGCCACACGGAGUCCAGGGUUCAGGAACUAUGAAUGGGAUUACAGAUGGAUGGACUACCCACUUCGGGCACGAGAUGUGAAGCAUCCAUCUGAUCAGUCUGUUUCCACAUAUAAAGGUCAUUCCGUGCUGCGUACACUAAUACGCUGCUAUUUUUCACCAGAAUAUAGCACUGGCCAGAAGUAUAUAUAUACCGGAUCACAUGACUCCUGUGUUUAUGUAUAUGAUUUGGUGAGUGGAGCUCAAGUUGCGAGACUUGUACACCAUAAGUCAACGGUGCGAGACUGCAGCUGGCAUCCUCAUUACCCAAUGCUUGUUAGUUCUUCAUUUGAUGGAGAUAUUGCAAAGUGGGACUUCCCUGCUCCUGGUAAUGGAGACAACCCGCUUCCUGUUAACAAUAGGCGACCCCGAAGACGACAUUUUGAUUGAAAAUAAAAUAUACGGAUGUCAUGGAAAUCAUUUGUUGUCAUGUUUUUACUUUUUACACAAAAGGAUUGUAUAUAAGAUAAUAAAUUCUUUUUUACAUAGGUAUAGUUGAAUAUUUGUAUAUGUAAUAUAUUUUUAUUCCAAAUGUUGCUACUUUGCAUA
Lactuca sativa (garden lettuce) is the source of this 1889-nucleotide messenger RNA. Its product is annotated as transducin family protein / WD-40 repeat family protein. Gene Ontology annotation, cellular component: Cul4-RING E3 ubiquitin ligase complex. Gene Ontology annotation, biological process: proteasome-mediated ubiquitin-dependent protein catabolic process. The record is from RefSeq and is a predicted model, not a curated record. Gene Ontology annotation, molecular function: protein binding. NCBI's taxonomy places the organism in Eukaryota, Viridiplantae, Streptophyta, Magnoliopsida, Asterales, Asteraceae.